UCCCGUGACCUUCCUGAACAAACAGUGCGACCAAUGUUCUUGUUUACACUUAAAACCUCCAUACCCGAAUUCAAUUCAUAGCGAGACACCUGAAGAAAGCAAGCAGCAACAACGUUGUCUUCCACUCUAUUUGGGUAUUAUCCCCACAAUUAACGAGGCUUUAAUCACUAGCGAUUUGAAGGAAGUUGGUGCUUUUGUGAUACUGCAAAAAUGCUGGGUGGCCCUGGGCUUGAAUCUGUUGUUGACCAACUCAUUUCAGUCAUCACAAAUGAUGGACGAAACAUAGUGGGUAUUCUCAAAGGUUUUGAUCAGGCAACGAACAUAAUUCUGGAUGAAUCGCAUGAACGAGUUUAUUCGACAAAGGAAGGAGUUCAACAACUUGUUUUGGGUCUUUACAUCAUAAGGGGUGAUAACAUAAGCAUUAUUGGGGAGCUAGAUGAAGAACUUGACGCAAGCUUGGAUUUGUCGGAAGUGAGAGCUCAUCCUCUGAAGCCUGUUAUUCAUUAAUGAGCUACAUGGUAUGCUGCUGCGUAAUUGCAAUGGUGUUUUUUAAAGGAAGUAAAUGAUUUACUUGAGAAAACGUUAUUGGAUUUAUCGGCUUGAAAACUUAUAUGUCUUGGUGUGGAUUCUUUUAGCUUUUAGUUGAAAUUGGACUGUGUACUAGAACUUCUUUAUAUGUUCUAAGGAUGCUAAAGAAUUCAUGUGCUGAUCUUUUGUCUUC
Helianthus annuus (common sunflower) is the source of this 721-nucleotide messenger RNA. RefSeq names its product sm-like protein LSM8. Lineage: Eukaryota; Viridiplantae; Streptophyta; Magnoliopsida; Asterales; Asteraceae. Bases 211 to 507 code for a protein of 98 amino acids. The transcript has 6 exons. Gene Ontology annotation, cellular component: U6 snRNP; U4/U6 x U5 tri-snRNP complex; precatalytic spliceosome. Gene Ontology annotation, molecular function: RNA binding. Gene Ontology annotation, biological process: mRNA splicing, via spliceosome. The record is from RefSeq and is a predicted model, not a curated record.